Molecule: messenger RNA, 1415 nt
Organism: Branchiostoma floridae (Florida lancelet)
Lineage: Eukaryota; Metazoa; Chordata; Leptocardii; Amphioxiformes; Branchiostomatidae
Product: MFS-type transporter SLC18B1-like
Exons: 12
Coding region: 207-1406 (399 amino acids)
Biological process (GO): transmembrane transport
Molecular function (GO): transmembrane transporter activity
Source: RefSeq, a predicted model, not a curated record
CUUUUAGCCUUUAUGAUAUAUUUGCAAACUGACGCAUAUUGAAACAGCUUGUCAGUAGCGCCUAGUACAUAGGGAGGUCACCUGUACGGAUACGCGUGGAUUUGGGCCUAGAAUUUUCCGCAGAAAUCAGACGCACACAUUUUGAAAGACGUUUGGUGUCUGGACUGAGAUUUCCAUCUCUUUGAACUAAAAGGAAUCCUGAAAAAAUGAGUCAAAAAGAAGACGCAGUUCCUGUAAACGAUACGGAGACACUAGAGGAAGGAUUGGAGCGUACAUUAACACGCUUCAGCUUAAGGAAGGCUUCGAAGAUUGAGAUCUUGACUUUCAUCAGCAUCGGUGUUGUCAACUUCGCUGGAUUUGGGACAUAUUCUAUCAUCUCGCCUUUCUUUCCGAACGAGGCUAUUCAAAGAGGCGCAUCUCAGACUGUGGUGGGAGUCAUCUUUGACUGUUACGCCGUCGUUGCUUUCCUGUCUGGAACAGUCUUUGGGAAAUGUGUGGCAGUUAUAGGGUCAAGGUUCAUGUUGAUAACGGGGAUAUUUGUGACAGGGUGUGCCUCCAUCCUAUUCGGGUUCUUAGACUACAUGGAAGGGACCACGUUUGUGGUGUUCUGUAUCGCCAUCCGGACCACAGAGGCUCUGGGAGUGUCUGCAUACGCGACGGCCAGCACCACAAUACUCACACACGCGUUUCCUAAUGACGUGGCUAAAGUCAUGGGUAUCCUGGAGAUCUUCACAGGAGUCGGUCUGAUGGCCUGUCCGCCAAUCGGUGGUCUCCUAUACAAAAUAGGAGGCUUCAGGCUGCCGUUCCUGUCUAUGGGAGGCCUGAUGCUGUCCUGUGGGGUGAUAGUGUGGAUCUUAGUGCCUCCACAAGCCGAUGAGAGAGAGGAGGAGAAGAAGUCAGGAGCAUUGCUGAAGCUGUUGAAGGUGCCAACUGUCAUUCUCACAUGCGGCAUAGUUGUGGUCAUCGCUGCCGCCAUGUCAUACUUGGACCCAAUUCUUCAACCUUUCCUGGAGAGCCAGUUCAGCCUCAGUCCCACUACUAUCGGCCUGAUCUUCCUGCUGCGUUCUGCUGUCUACACAGUCCUGGCACCGCUGUGGGGAUGGCUGGCCGACAAGAAGGGUGCAAGUCGAAUCAUGACGUCAGUGGGAAUGGUGACGUUCGCAGUUUCCUGCCUUCUUAUUGGACCUUCUCCGGUCUUGACAGAGUACAUACAUAUUUUUCCAAACGCAAAACCACUUUGGAUUACUAUUGUCGGUCUAGUGAUCAUGGCAGUGGCCAUGGGUGUUGAGUACUCACCGGUGUACAAUGAGCUACUAUGGACAGCAAGAGAUGCCGGGCUACAAGAAAACAUCGCAACGUUCGGUGUUGUCUCCGGGCUGUUUUACUCAUUUUUUGCGAUCGGGUAAGGCGAAUUU